AAUUUAUGUUGUAAUAUGAAUGAGGACAAGAAGAAUCGUUAAGAAUUUUCAAAAUUACACAUGUCUAAUUAACAUUAAUUUUAUUGAAAUAUUUUUUAUUCGGAAUUAUAUUUUUAAUAUUAGUGUAGUAUUUUUGAAAAAUAAUGUUCAGAAAUGUUAAGUUAUCUUAUACACGGUGCUUUUUACCAGCAAUACUGUUUAAAAAAAAUGAAUAUGAUGUGGAUGGGACUGAAAUAUUAAAUAAAACAAAAGUUGGUGGUUGGCAAGGAGUUAAGGAUGCCUUUAAAAAUGAUGAAGAUGGUAAUCCUUCUGCCGAUGUUAUAUCUAUUACCUCAACUAUUACUUAUAGUGGUCUACUUGGUGGUCUUUAUGGAAGUUUUUUGUAUAGUAAACGAGCAUAUGAAGAUUUUUUUGCGAAGAACCAAGCAACACUUUUUCAAAAUCAAUUUGAAGCUAAAUCCAAACUUCAAUCUCAAGUUACUUUGGCAAUGGCCAGAGGUGUUAUAAGAUGGGGAACAAGGGUUGCACUAUUUUGUGGUCCAUUCGUAACUAUUGUAACAGUGAUGAAUGCCUACUUGAACGAUAUUUCUACUUUUAGCUAUUUAACAGCAGGAACAAUAGUAGGUGGAAUAGCUAGAAUACAUAUUGGAGUUAAAGGACUAGUUGUUGGUGCUACAUUUGGUGGCAUUUUAGGUCUGUUAGUUGGUUUAAUAACUUUAUUGAUUUUAAAAUUAUCUCCUUUAAGUAUGCAAGAGUUACACGAAUGGCAAAGUCAAGCACAAAAAGAUAGAGAUGCAUUUUUCAUUCAAGAAUCAAAACAAUCAGUGGUAUUUCAGUAUGAUCAACCUGCUGAGUUGCUGGAACAUGAUAAGCGAAUAGAAAACAUAAAAUCUCAAGAAAAUUCUUCAAAAUGAUUUAUUAAAUGGCUCGGAGUUUUCAUAUGUUGGUUCACCGGGUGGUAAUUCGUCAUCAGCACCUUUAUAGUGCAAAAUGGCUACCUCAAAAGCACUAUUAAAUCGUUCAUCACAGUCCAUCAAUCCUCUAAAGCGCAUCCAGUAAUUUCCAAUAGCUGCUGUAGCUUCCAGUACAAAGUCCCAACGCUCACCAGCAUAACUGACAAAUGAGUCAACUAAAAAUAUGUAUAUUAUUUAAUAGUGUUAGUGAUUUGUUGUCUUUAUUAUAUUGUUUUGUUAUUUCUAAAAACUACAAAUAAAUAAUUAAAUAUUUAAUUACCUACAA
Messenger RNA from Daktulosphaira vitifoliae (grape phylloxera), 1239 nucleotides. RefSeq names its product RPII140-upstream gene protein (gene 140up). The transcript has 7 exons. The coding region runs from base 144 to 914 and encodes 256 amino acids. Lineage: Eukaryota; Metazoa; Arthropoda; Insecta; Hemiptera; Phylloxeridae. Gene Ontology annotation, cellular component: mitochondrion. The record is from RefSeq and is a predicted model, not a curated record.